UCCAGAAGUUUUGUUAUUUCCACACCAUACCAAAAUUUUGUGGUAACGAGUGCCAAUCUUUCUCUCACUCCCCUCUCCCUUUAAAAUGCUUCUGCUGUCUCCGAUCAACGCCUCUCUACCACCGACGUUUCACCGGGGACUACUAUUCCGGCAACCAGUUAAGACGUCAUGCAGGAUCAUAGCAAAGGCCAAGGACAACACCGAGUCUGGCGGGUUUCUUGAGAAUGCGGCUAUAGCCGGCGGUUUAGUGUCGACGCCGGUAAUUGGAUGGUCACUCUACACUCUGAAGACAACUGGUUGCGGUUUACCUCCAGGACCGGCCGGUUCAAUCGGCGCGUUGGAAGGUGUGAGCUACUUGGUGGUGUUGGGCAUCGUGGGCUGGUCUCUGUACACCAAGACCAAAACCGGGUCGGGUCUGCCGAAUGGGCCGUUUGGUUUGCUGGGUGCGGUCGAGGGAUUGUCUUACCUGUCGCUUCUAGCCAUUCUUGUGGUGUUCGGUUUACAGUUCUUGGAUAACGGGUCGGUUCCUGGUCCACUUCCAAGUUACCAGUGUUUUGGUUAACCAAUCAUUUUCCCGUCUUUCU
This is a messenger RNA of Brassica rapa (field mustard), 584 nucleotides long. RefSeq lists its product as uncharacterized. The record is from RefSeq and is a predicted model, not a curated record. Lineage: Eukaryota; Viridiplantae; Streptophyta; Magnoliopsida; Brassicales; Brassicaceae.